AAAUGUUGCCCAAACAACAAAACAUGCCAAGUGACAACAAUCAUUAUAAACCCGCAAUUAACAUUAAAAACGAACAAUACAAGGAGCGUUUCUUAUUAUUAAAUAUACAAAAUGAGAGCACAGAUGCAAUCCACAAAUCCGGGAAGGCUCGCCUUUGUGGCUGAAUGGUUUCAUGUCGAGGCAGGAAUUACACACACUUAUCUUUUAACAUAUUAUUUAAGCGACGGCGCCGUCGAAGUGUUUGAUCAGCGUAGCAAGAAGACGUUUUUGCGACGAACCAAAAUCCCUGAACUAAGUGAUCGCGAUUUCUUUGUUGGCUCGAAGAUCAAUGUGUUUGGACGGCAAUUUGAUAUUGUUGACUAUGGCGAUGAAGUCACUCGCAACACUUUGGCCAAAUACCGCAAGCGAGCCUUUGCGCUGCUUAAGAGCAGCAUGUGGCCAAAGAAUCUGGGUGAAUUUCUGACCACACUCAUAGACAACAAGAUCAACAUUAACAACGCCUUAAUGGUUCAGUUCACACCGAAAACAGUUACACAGUUUUUGUCCAGCAAACAGGAUGACGAUGUCCACACAUCCGUGCUAAUGAAUGAACUGCUAGCUGGACCUGCGAUUAGUCUGGAACUGAUCGGUGACAAUGUGGCUGAGAUCAUCGCAGCCUGCUCCAAGUACAAUACAGAGAAUGCCUCCACUAAGAUCGAGUUGUCGCCCAGCAUGCAGCAACUCUUCGAGCGGGAAGAGGUGCGCUAUGGUUUCUAUUGUCCAGAAAGAGAAGAAAAGGUUCCCAACGAUUUGAAGUUCUUUUUCGAGGAGCGUCACAGCAUUAUAAAGGAUUGUCGCUUUAAGAAUAGCACUUUGGCCAUCAUUAAGCCGCACUGCAUCAAGGAUGGUUUUCUGGGGCAAAUUUUAAAUGAGAUUUUAACAUCUGGCUUCAAAAUCGAAGCAAUGCGCAUGCUGCUCAUGGCUCGAGCCAAUUGCGAAGAGUUCUACGAAGUCUAUCGCGGCAUCCUGCCUGAGUUUAUUCCUAUGGUGGCGCAGCUGGCCAGCGGUGUUUGCAUGUGCCUGGAGAUUGUCUGUGAGGAUCCCGAGAAGAAUUCGUAUCAGGAAUUCCGGAGCUUUUGCGGUCCAAUGGAUCCGGAAAUUGCAAAACUGCUACGUCCUCAUACUUUGCGCUCUAAAUUUGGUGUAUCCAAGGUGCUGAAUGCUGUGCACUGCACUGAUCUGCCAGACGAUACAAAUUUGGAAUUGCAGUACAUGUUUAAGAUACUCGAAUGAUUUCAGUUGUCCGUGUUUCUUUUCUCCUGUGCAUAAAUUAAAUGUAAUUCUAUAAAAA
Messenger RNA from Drosophila albomicans, 1330 nucleotides. It is a transcript of the gene nmdyn-D7, whose product is annotated as nucleoside diphosphate kinase 7. NCBI's taxonomy places the organism in Eukaryota, Metazoa, Arthropoda, Insecta, Diptera, Drosophilidae. Gene Ontology annotation, cellular component: centrosome. Bases 112 to 1272 code for a protein of 386 amino acids. The transcript has 4 exons. Gene Ontology annotation, molecular function: nucleoside diphosphate kinase activity; ATP binding. The record is from RefSeq and is a predicted model, not a curated record.